AUGCAGGGGAAUAAGAAACAUACAGAAGGACACAGUGACUCCUCAAGUAUUGGGAGUCUCCUGGAUGACGCAGACAGAGAAGUGAGCAGCCUCACAGCUCGGGCUUUCAAGAGUUUGUGUGUAGCAGAACUCGAAGACCCUUACAAUGAGCCAGAACUUUCCAUUUCACCUGACUUUGCCCUCCAGUUGUCUGCUAAAUUUCACUCAGGGACGUUAAACCAUGACAUCAAGAAAAGCAAUGUCUGUGACAAGUUAACAGCAAGAAACAAUGAACAUACAAUAUGGGCUUCUACAUUCCAGCAGUUACCUAAGUGUGCUUCGGAGGAGAAGAGGAUUGCUAAAAACAACACCUUUGCCAUGGAAAGGAAAUUGAGCUUGCCAGUCCCUGGUUCAAGGAACAAUAAGCAUGUUUCAAAAGUGUCCUCAUUGAUUAAGACGUUUGACAAGACUGCAGACCAAGGGUCAGGAAGUUCUCUGAUAACAAAUAAGCAGCCCAUUAAGAAUAGCUUUCAAAAAUACAAAAUAAAUCAGGGCAAUGAUGCUGCCUCCUGGGAUGAUACAGACAUUUUAAGCAUCCACAAGGAACUUUCUGAAUUUUCUGAGGCUAGUCAAGGUAGCCACUGCCUCAGUGGCAAACAUGAGCCACAGAGAAGACCUAAUAAAAUAGACCUGAGUUAUGGGGACUCUGAUGGUUAUUAUCCUGUGCUGAUUGAGAUGUCAAAAGUAGCCAAGUCAAAUUUUUCCCAUUCUUCUAAGAAGGCUUUAAAAAACAGAAACUUGAAAGUUAGUGAGCCAGCAAAAAAAGGUAGUUUUCUUCACAGUGAGAAUAGUGCUUUUGAAUCAUGGAAUGUUCAUCAUAAAAAAAUGACAGAAAAAGAGGAAUUUGUUGACAUAAAAAUGGAAAAGGAAGGUCAUGCAUACCUGGAAGAAUCACCAUUUGUUAAAGGAUCACACACAGGUGAACACAAAUUGUCACCUGCCACGACCACUGUUGCUAAGAAGAAAGAGAAAGAUUUUCAGAUGAAACCAACUCUACAAGAAGCUUCUUUCUCUCUCCGAGUCGUCCCUCAGGGUCCCCAUCCUUUAGAAACCAAAUUCCCUGUUGUUUUCCCUCCCACCCCUCCCCCGAGGAACCAUGUACCCCAGGGUCCCCCUCGGCCACCCCCUGCCCCGCCAGCUCCUCCUCUCCCACCCCCGUGCCAUCCCCCAGCCCCCCCUAGCCCUGAAGCCCCUCCUGUGCCACCACCCCCAGUGCCAGCUCGACUGUCCCCCACUGCCCUGUCCCGAGGCUCUGUGUCACCCCAGUCUGUGUCCCACAGCAUGGUUUCACCCUCACUCGGGUUUGAGACACCCAGUCCUCCUCCACCGAAACCCCAGGGCAUCUCAGCUGAGGAGGAACGCCAGAGCCCCCGGCUGGGCAGUGCCUGCCCACCCUGGAGGAGACACAGGGCUGCAGAAAGGGCAGCAGGGAGGAGACAGGCUGCAAAGGAGAAGGUCACAGACAGCCACAGGACCUCAUUGUCUGAAAAGGCGACUGGUGCUGACCCUGGUCUGCGUGUGUCUCCUCUGGCUAAACAGGCAAACUCCCCUGGAUCCAUCAGCCCCUCUUUCAACAUCAGCGAGCUCCUAACACCUGUCAUACCCCCAAAACAGGACAUGGACACUGCUGAAAGGGAGCUGAUCCCACUGACACCUCCUCCCAUGGAGAGCAUGGCCUCAAGAGACCCUGAGGAGAGCACCGUGGAUGAUUACAGAUCCUGGGAUAAUUGCAGGCUGACGGCAUCGAGUCUGUUAUUUAACUUAAAGGAUGUGCGCAAACGUGUUAAAAGCAUUUAUACCCCUUCUCCCCUCUUAAGGGCCUUGGAGGAGAAAAAUAAAACCAGGGAAAAUAUGCAGGAGAGUACCAAAAUGGAUGCCUCAUUCUCAACUUCACAUGACAAAAGUGAGAAAAAUAUUACAGAGAAAGAUGAAUUGAGUGAUAUAGCUUAUGUAUUGUCUAGCAGUGUUCAUGAAAAUGACAAUAAAACUGAUUUAACUGGACACUUCAGAGGCAAUUAUCUGACUUUGAGAUCACCCCAGACAACAGAAGACCUUCCAUUUUACCAAACUGGAGACAGCAUGAAGCAAGACAAUUCAAAACACCAAGAUCUGGUUAAAAACACAGAGGAUGAUGAAAAUUUCCUCUCGUUCAGACAUGAAUCAAAUGAACCUGACUUAGGAAAACAUCAGCAGUACACAGCAAAGAGACCAUUCAGUAGAGGCAAUGUAGAUACAAAAGCUGGGCAUCCCAUGCAAAAUCACAAUGUGCAGGGUGAGGAAAAUGAAAGACAAGCUGCUAUUCAGAAUGAAAAUUUUGCCUUCAAAACACUCCUAAAGCAACUCUCACCAGAAGAAGAUGAGCCUUACAGUGGCGCCCAAACCACCAUUGUGGUACCUGGCCAUGAAGCACGAGGCAAAAGAAGCACUAGUUCCUCAGAGCAAUCCUUUGUCUCCACAGUGGAGCAGCCACUUCAGGAAGAGCCAUUUCUGCCAGUGCCCCUAAUGGAGCAGACGUGCCUCCAAGAGAGCCAGAGGACUGACAGUGAAACGGGUUCAGGAAGUAAGAAAAGACACAAGGAGAAAGGGAAAGAGGUUGGGGAAGAUGAACUGCAAUAUUAUGCUUGUAUCAGCCCUGGUACUGGUGCAGCAGAGAAGAGGGAGGGAAGUGUUACUGGGAAUGAACAGAGGAGCCUGAUGAAAGAGAAGAUAGGGAGAGAGAAAAGGGAAGAGGCUGACAGCACAAAUUCUGCAUCUGACAGUAUUAGAGACAUGUCCAUCCCCAGGUCUGAGGAACCACAAACACCAUCAUCUUCAAGCUCAACCAAACCCAGUCUGUUUAUGAUUAAAGAUAACACAUUCAGGUCCCCUCAGGUGAUAAGGGCUGUCAAGCUGCCCCUGCUCCGGUCAUUCUCCCUGGAUGACUCAGUGAGCAGCAGCUAUAGGGAAAUGGAACGUAAGUUUAUGUCCCCAGCAGUGUACAGCAAGUGGCACCGAAACAUGUUGCACGCCCAGGAGGGGGGCUGGUGGGCAUCGAGACACAGAGGGCAGCAGAACGUGACAGAUGGAGCAACUGACAGAGAAAAAGAAGCCAGUGAGUCUGGAUCUACUUCAGUAACAGUGGAUCCCACUCUUCUGGAAAAUACAGAGAGCUUUUCAUUUGGAAAACUGACGGAAGAAGAUGAAAAGAUUUAUGUGUUGUUAAAUAAAUUUGGGAAAAUGGAUGAGGAAAGUGUCUGUAGAAGUGAAAAGAAGCCUACAAAGGCAAGACACAGCUUAGAACAGCCAAUUACAGGCCUGGAAAAUGACCAAGCUCAAAACAACAGCUAUCCUGCAGAAAGAAAGAAAAAUUACUUUAAGAAUCAUCAUUUAUCUAACCGCAAAGGGGGCUCUUGCGCAAAAAAAAUAAUCACUAGGCAGACAAUUUCCCCUGUGACUGGCUCCAUGUUAGAGGACCACACAUGUUCUUCUGUAUCCAAUGACACUUUAGAGGAUAUCCUGCAUCCAGAAGAUGCACCUUUGUUAGACAAUCUUUCACGCCCUGCUGUCAGAAGCCCCAGGUCAGGAAACACAAUGCACUCUCUUGCUGCCAGUUCAUUGUCAGAUAAACCCACUAUUUCUGGCCUUAGAGAGACAGGGGAUGUUACAAAUCCUGCCUUGUUGAACAUGGCACUAGAGAGACAAGCUUAUAUGCCUGCAGAAGAGAUAAUCAAUUCGGCACAGAGGAGUCUGCUUUUGGAUGUCGCAGGGGAAGAUGGGAGACUGGAGCCCAGGGGACUUGGCGGGAGACCAGCAGGCAAGCCACCCACUGUGCCACCAAAAACAGAAAAGGCUCUGCGUCGGGCUAAAAAGCUGGCAAACAAGAGGAAAAAGGUGCAAGAGCAGCAGAAAAACCACCAGACUGAGCAUGCAUAUGCUGUAGGGAGAAGGCCUACUCAUUCUGGAGAGACAGCAGCAUCUGCUUCACCCUUAGUAUAUUCUCCCCUUCAUCCUCCCCUUCACUCAACUUUUACUCCCACAGAAACCACUCCUGGGAAAUCUAGGCUUGCACCAGCAGCAAACUCUUCACCCUCUUCAACCCAGCGGAAAUUGCUCCAGGACCCUGACUCUGGUCAAUACUAUGUAAUUGAUUUACCAGCUGAAGUGAAUGUAAAGACAUUUUAUGACCCAGAAACAGGCAAAUAUGUUCAAGUCUCAGUCCCUUCCUUGGAACAGAACUUACACCAGUCCACCUCUUCAGAAAUGAAGAAUUCUCCCUAUGCCUCCUACCCUAGAGUGCUGCCUUUACCAGCCUCAUCAGUAGCUGUGCUGAAAUCACCUUCUCAGCUCUCUGAGCCUGCCUGGUCAGUGCCUGCUGCACCAGAACGAGCUGAACUGCCUGAAGAUGGCCUGCAGGACUACAGAUACUCUGAGUCUGUGGAUACUGAACCAGCCUCCUACUCCUACCAUCAAGAUGCUGGAGAAACUCAAGUUCACUUAGGCAAGGAUGUGAGCCCAACCCAAAGCACUAGCAUUGUCACCCUCACCAAUUUAGAUGAUUUUGCUGCUGAAGGAGUAUCUUGAAAACUGAAGUAACAGAACAUGCCAGCUAGUGUUUUUAAGAACUGUUUGGACAGACACAUGCACACAAAAGCACAUGCAGAUUUGAUAUUUGUGCAACACUUUGUCUGAAUCUCAUUGUGGUUUGGGUGGGAAAGGAAAAGGAAGCUGUUCAUGUUGAAAGAUGCAAAGUAAUGACCACUCUGAAGGAAAGAGAAAUUGAGUAAGCACCAAACUAUCAGUGAGAUGAAGGGGCAAUGCCAGCUAGACAAAUACAUUUGACAAUGUAAAGCCACUGCUUGCUGCUGCUGCUGCUUUGUCAUUAAGAAGGCUGGGAUAGCCAAAGCAAGUGUCCUGUUGCCCAGAUGUGUUGCAUGAUACAUGACACUAAAUAAAAUCUGUGAGA
Molecule: messenger RNA, 4981 nt
Organism: Melospiza georgiana
Lineage: Eukaryota; Metazoa; Chordata; Aves; Passeriformes; Passerellidae
Gene: C8H10orf71
Product: chromosome 8 C10orf71 homolog
Exons: 1
Coding region: 1-4599 (1532 amino acids)
Biological process (GO): positive regulation of calcineurin-NFAT signaling cascade
Cellular component (GO): Z disc
Source: RefSeq, a predicted model, not a curated record